AUGAUGCAGAGGUUAAAGACCCGUGUUAUUAGAAAGGAUAUUAAUCCUGAAUGGAAUGAGGACCUCACGCUUUCUGUUUCAGAUCCAAGUAAACCAAUUUCUCUGACAGUGUAUGAUCACGACACAUUCAGCAUGGACGACAAGAUGGGAGAUGCCGAGUUUGAUAUAAGACCAUUCAUAGAUGCCUUGAAGAUGCAGUUAGACGGCCUUCCGAACGGCACAAUAAUCACAAAAAUACUUCCGAGUAGGUCCAAUUGUCUGGCUGAAGAGAGUUGCGUGCUUUGGAAAGAUGGCAAAGUAAUCCAAGACAUAUGCUUGAGACUAAAGAAUGUCGAGUGUGGAGAAGUCGAACUUCAACUCCGGUGGAUCGACCUUCCUGGCUCCAAAGGCUUAUAG
Messenger RNA from Striga asiatica, 396 nucleotides. The record is from the annotation of a GenBank genome assembly. NCBI's taxonomy places the organism in Eukaryota, Viridiplantae, Streptophyta, Magnoliopsida, Lamiales, Orobanchaceae.